This is a messenger RNA of Grammomys surdaster, 3642 nucleotides long. RefSeq names its product geranylgeranyl diphosphate synthase 1 (gene Ggps1). Gene Ontology annotation, biological process: isoprenoid biosynthetic process. The transcript is spliced from 5 exons. The coding region runs from base 207 to 974 and encodes 255 amino acids. Gene Ontology annotation, molecular function: prenyltransferase activity. Lineage: Eukaryota; Metazoa; Chordata; Mammalia; Rodentia; Muridae. The record is from RefSeq and is a predicted model, not a curated record.
UUCUUGCUCUGAGUAUUGCGGCGUCGCUGGCCGCUGAGGAGGGCGGAGAUUUCUGUGUGAAAUAGGGGGAGGGCUCCAAGGAAGCUUCAGGAAGAGCCGCAGUCUGAACAAUAAAGUGAGAAGUUGAUGUGGGUACUGCUAGUCUCGUACCGGCGGCUUCAAGUCUGAGAUCAUCGUGGAACCAUCAACUUUGAAAUUUAUAAAACAUGGAGAAAACUAAAGAGAAAGCUGAAAGAAUUCUUCUAGAGCCUUAUAGGUACUUACUUCAAUUACCAGGUAAACAGGUGAGAACCAAACUUUCACAGGCAUUUAAUCACUGGCUGAAAGUUCCAGAAGACAAGCUACAGAUUAUCAUUGAAGUGACUGAAAUGUUGCAUAAUGCCAGUUUACUCAUUGAUGAUAUUGAAGACAAUUCAAAGCUCCGGCGUGGUUUUCCAGUGGCUCACAGCAUCUAUGGUAUCCCAUCUGUCAUUAAUUCUGCGAAUUAUGUCUACUUCCUUGGCCUGGAAAAAGUCUUAACACUUGAUCACCCAGAUGCAGUAAAGCUUUUUACACGCCAGCUUUUAGAACUUCAUCAGGGACAAGGCCUAGAUAUUUACUGGAGGGACACCUACACUUGUCCAACAGAAGAAGAAUAUAAAGCCAUGGUAUUGCAGAAGACAGGUGGCUUGUUUGGAUUAGCAGUAGGUCUCAUGCAGUUGUUCUCUGAUUACAAAGAAGAUCUAAAGCCACUGCUCGACACACUUGGGCUCUUUUUCCAGAUUAGAGAUGAUUACGCCAAUCUACACUCCAAAGAAUACAGUGAAAACAAAAGUUUCUGUGAAGACUUAACAGAAGGAAAGUUCUCAUUCCCCACUAUUCAUGCCAUUUGGUCAAAGCCCGAAAGCACGCAGGAUAUUGUGAUGUUGCCUACCUUGUGUGUGACAGCUCUGAGGAGAAAGGUAUCCUGGCGGUCAGAAGUCAAGGACUUCUAGCACAGAGACACACUGCAUAGCAAACCUAACACAAAAGAUUUAUUGGGAAAGACAAAAGAGGGCUGCUGCCUCUGCUUCAGAGAGAAGUAGAGGACUGAGCAGGAGGCAGGCUCUAUACAGUGUUUCUUAGUGGGGGUGAAGUUGGAGGGUGGCUUCCAGGGAGGCUGAGACUGAAAGGAUUUUGUGGCCUAAUCUUGGGCUUUUUUAUGUAAGGUGGGGCCUGGCCACUCUCCUGCCUCAAGGGACUGGGAACAGCUGUUACUGCCAUCAGAGAAGUCUGGGGGGUUAUGAGGGAGAAUUUGGAGGGGGAGGCCUAGCCACUCUUGCCUCGAGAGGCUUAUAUCUCCCUUCUUUGUUUAGUAUUGAUGAACAAUCGGGUCAGGAGAGGGGGCAAAGUUAUCAUUAGACUACUUCUUGCUGACCUGGAGCAUCAGAGUCCUUGGGGCAAGUUUGAUCUUCAGCGUCGGGAUAAUCAGGAGUUACAGGCCUCUGACUCCGUAGCUAGGGGGCUGUAAUUCUGUAAUAGCAACUGAUUCAAAGUCUGGUUAGAAAUCUUUUGGAUGUGUUAUUGAAGAAAUCUAGAAAAGAAGCUUAUAUGGCCGGGUGCAACUAGUAGGAUUAAGAAAAGGAGUAGGAGGGAGGAGGUCAAGAAGGAUAGUAUUCAAUUCCAUAUUGGACUGUCAGUGAUCCACUACUCAGAUGCAUUGAAUUGUUUCUUAUGUUUGAAGAUCUGUUUUGAGUUGUCAGAUCUUACUUUUUACUAUACGUGACUGGUUGACAUAAAAGCAGUAUUCCUCCUUGAGGAAGAGACAAAGACCACCUAUCUUUCACUGUUAGUAAAUAUGAUCCUUGCCAAUUUUAUAGCAAUGUGGUGGCUAGUGAGCGUACUUGGCCCUGGAGAGUACGGAUGUUCUGAGCCACACAUUUGAAGUCCUGGAUGAACUGAGUUGAAAACUGAGAUGAAACUUCAAUAGUUAGGGAAGUUAGUCCCACCACUGAGAUGACUAUACCCAGAACUGCAAGAAAGGGUAUGACUUAAACUUUUUGUCAUGCCCCUUCUGCUAUAAACUCUGUGAUAGGAACUAGCAAGGGUUCUUUAAUGGGAACCACCCAGAGUUUUGGAAAAAGGAACACCAGAGCAUAGUUCCAGACCACACAGCCGGUUGGCAGCAGUAACUGAGUGCCCGAGAGAAUCGGGGCGUUAUAAAUGUGUGGGCAUAGGGGCUGUGUGGUAAUACUAAAGGGUAAGGCAUUACUGCUGUCUACAGAAUCCAUCAUGCCCACAAAGCAUGUUCCUGACGAGUAAAGUAGUUUGUGGUAGGAAAGAGAGAACUGUGGAAGAGAUAAGGGCUGGUAGUGAUACUUAGUUUAGAGCUAUUAAGCAGGCGAUGUGAGAGAGUCUAAUAAGCCAAUGGGCAAGGCCACAAAUGGUGGUCAUGAGUUUGACCCAGGAGGGACAUACAACCAACAUUCUUCAAAGAAGUCGGGCAGAGCAUUAUUGAAUAGCUGAUAUGUGGAGGUUAAGGUCUGAAACGAGUUAUUAUGACAUGGAGGUGGACUCAGUAUCAUCUAAGAAGGAUGAUAUUUCGGAUGUAUAAGACCACUUCUUUUACUGUGUCUAUUUCUAGUGGUUGAGAAAGUAGGAUGUGUGCACUCUGUAUUUUGAACAUGUCUAAUGGGCAGCUGUGAUAAAUGUUAUAAUAAAGGUUACCAAUGACCCCGUCUUCCCAUCUGGGGUGCUAUGGAUCCUUAAGGAGGAUAUAAAAGAUUCUCCCAUUCUGCAUAAAAGGUAGAAUGCUUUUCUGAAUAUGCAUUAUGUCUCUUACAGGACUGAUAAGGGCAGCCUCCGUAAGUCUGACCAAUGUCAACAGUAAUCUCUGGUUUUGAUUUGAUCAUAGAGAAAGCAAACAUAGGAGUCAGGUGUUUUAGAAAUUGAUGUAGGUGUUAUAGGAAAAAGUAUUAGCAACCUGCUGGUGAUUAGUCUUCAGACCCACCAUGUUGAACCAUUGAGUAUAGGUUUCAUUAACCUUUGAACUCUUAGUAUACCAAUAGCGUAGAGAGGGGAAAGACAUCUGAAACAUUUUUUCAUUGCCUUAACUCACCUUCUUGUACCUUCAGAACUUUGAUUUACAUACCUUAAACCACUUUCUUAUGCCUCUAGAACUUUCUUAAGCUUUUGAAUCUGUUAUACACGCUCUUGGACCCCCAUACUCAUAUAAGUUUUCACAUUCUUAGUCUUUCAUUCUUUACAUAAGUUUUCACAUCCUCCAUCUAACCAUUUACCAGAGACAUGAACACUUAUUACUGAGAACAGUCUCUGCAAAGCAAGUUCUAUUAAGUCCUUUUGUUUUGUUUUGCUCUGUUCUCUGUCACAGUCAGGUGACCUGUCUGACACAGGUCAGAGAUUAUGGAGAAAACCUUUAAACAUGUUUGGGUCUAGAAGAGGGGGCAUCAUAACACAACUCCAGAGCCAGCUAUCCAAUAAAGCAGAAUAACUCUAUAUUAAUUAUAAUUUAAUAUUAUCCAUACCUAAAAGACAUUUGAAUCCCUGCUAAACUGAAUCUAGUGACCAGAAAUCCCAGAGAUAAAUUCUGAGCCCUGACUCUCAAAGCUGGCAGCUGGCAAUGGCAGAGAAAAAAAAAAAAACAAUAAACACAGAGUUCACAAA